Molecule: messenger RNA, 2910 nt
Organism: Salarias fasciatus (jewelled blenny)
Lineage: Eukaryota; Metazoa; Chordata; Actinopteri; Blenniiformes; Blenniidae
Product: neurofilament medium polypeptide
Exons: 4
Coding region: 83-2398 (771 amino acids)
Biological process (GO): axon development; intermediate filament bundle assembly
Cellular component (GO): axon; neurofilament
Molecular function (GO): structural constituent of postsynaptic intermediate filament cytoskeleton
Source: RefSeq, a predicted model, not a curated record
CUCGUGAGUUUUCCCUGCCUCCUAUAUAUAAAGCCGGUGCUCUCCCUCCCACUGCAGUCAGUCCUCCCCUGGCCCGGCCGACAUGAGUUUCACCGUGGAGCAUCACUUCUUGGGCCCGAGCUCGUACCGCAAGGCUCGGCCCGCCUCGGUGUCCUCCAGCGGCUUCCACUCCCAGCGCCGCCGCGUCGCCUACAGCCAGCCGGCCUCCGCGGACAGCCUGGACACCUUCAACGGAGACAUGGUGCGCAGGAGCGAGAAGGAGAUCCUGCAAGCCCUGAACGACCGCUUCGCCGGCUACAUCGACAAGGUGCGAAACCUGGAGAUGCACAACCGCAACCUGGAGGCGGAGGCUGCGGCGCUGCGGCAGAGCCAGGCCGGGCGCACCUCCGCCGGGGACCACUACGAGCGGGAGCUGUGCGACCUGCGGGGUCUGCUGCAGCAGCUGACCGGGGAGAAAGCCCGCGCGGCUCUGGAGCACGAGCACCUGGAGGAGGACAUCCAGCACCUGAGGGUCCGGCUGGAGGACGAGGCGCGCAACCGGGAGGAGCUGGAGGCUGCCGCGCGCGCCAUGAAGAAGUACGUGGAGGAGUGUCGGCUCGCGCGCCUGGAGCUGGACAAGAAGCUCCGCGCCCUGGAGGAGGAGGCCGAGUUCCUGAGGAAGAACCACGAGGAAGAGGUGGCGGACCUUCUGGCGCAGAUCCACAGCGCUCAGGUGAGCUUCGACCUGCGGGACAUGCCCAAGGCGGACGUCACCAGCGCACUGCGCGAGAUCCGCGCGCAGCUGGACAGUCACGCAUCCCAAAGCGCAUCGCACGCCGAGCAGUGGUUCAAAGUGCGUGUGGACCGCCUCUCCGAAGCUGCCAGGUCUAACCAGGAUGCGAUCCGCGGCACCCAGGAGGAGAUCGCUGAAUACCGGCGUCAGCUCCAGAGCCGCUCCAUUGAGCUGGAGACCCUUCGAGGAACCAAGGAGUCACUGGAGAGGCAGCGUAUAGAGAGUGAAGACAGACACCACGACGACCUUAGCUCACUACAGGAGACGAUCAAUCAGCUGGACAAUGAGUUGAAAACCACGAAGUGGGAGAUGGCCAGCCAACUCAGAGAUUACCAGGAGCUGCUGAAUGUCAAAAUGGCUCUUGAUAUUGAAAUUGCUGCAUAUAGAAAAUUGCUGGAGGGAGAGGAGAACCGCUUCGUAUCAGGCGGAGGUACGUACUCCUACCUGGAAGGGAGGAUCUCUGCUCACUUGAAAAAGAAAGGAGAUGAAAUUUCAGACACGGUUAUCGUGGAGGAACAAACAGAUGAGACCCAGGUGACGGAGGUGACAGAGGAUGCCGAUGACGAGGAGGAAGAGGAAAAGAAAGAAGAAGCAGAGGAGGGGGAAGAAGAAGAGGAAGGUGAGGGAAACAAAGAGGAGGAGGGAGAAGGUGGGGAGGAAGAGGAAGAAAAGGGAGAGGAUGAAAAAGAGGAGGAAGAGGAAGAAAAGGGAGAAGAUGAAGAAAAGGAUGAAGAAGAAGAAGAAGGGAAAGGAAAGGAGGAGGAUGGUGAGAAGUCUCCUGAAAAAGGUGCAUCCCCUCCGAAAUCUCCUCAGCCCCAGUCUCUUUCUGUCAAAUCACCAGAAUCUAAAUCACCAGAGUCCAAAUCACCAGCGGCCAAGUCCCCGAUGCCAAAAUCUCCUGCUAAAUCUCCCGCAGUGAAAUCCCCGGCUGGAGAUGAGUCCAAAUCACCUGCCUCAAAGUCCCCAGCCAGCAAGUCCCCUGAAUCCAAAUCCCCUCCUCCCAAGACCCCCGAGUCAAAGUCCCCAGAGAAAGAGAAGGCCAAGCCGCUUGAUGCCAAAGACACCCCCAAAGAGGAGAAAAGUGAGAAUUCUCCAUCUGUUAAGGAAGACAAGAAGGCGAAAGAACAGCCUGUGAAAGAGGAGAAGAAGCAGGAGCCGAAGGAGAAAGAACCGCAGAAGGUAGAUAAACCUGACUCGAAGAAGGAGAGCAAAGCAGAUGAAGCACCGAAAAAGGACGAGUCUUCAAAACCUGCAGCACCCGGCAAGCCCGCCGAGGACAAGCCAGCCCCCAAGACCGAGCCGAAAGAGAGCCCCCCCUCUGCCAAGGAGGAGAAACCCCCCGCUCCAAAAUCAGAGAAGGGCGAGUCCGAGCCUAAAGCAGCUGCUAAAGGAGAGGCAGAGAAAAAAGACACCAAAAAGGAGGAGAAGAAGACAGAGGAGAAGCCUGCACCUCAAACCCAGCCCGAGAAGAAAGACAGCAAGAAAGAGGAGAAGAAGCCCGAGGAGAAAAAAGAGGCCAGCAAGGAAGACAGCAAAGAUGCGAAGGAGGGAGGAAAGAUGGAGAAAGCUGAGAAAUCCUCUGGCACCGAGUCCAAGGAAGGAAAGGACGACAAGGCCAAGAAGUAAGACUGAAGUCCUGUGAUUCAGAGGAGAGGAGGAGGAGAUGCCAAAGACCUGUGAGGGAGAGAGGUUGAAAAAAAAUAAAAUAAAUAAAGGUAUAAUGAGGGUAUGAGGAGCAGGAGAAAGGCGCUGAAUGGACCCUGCUGUUCUGAUGGGUCAUUCAGCAUCCAAAGCAAAGCAGGUAACAGUAUGUAAGCAAUAGAGAUUUCCGUAGCAAAUAAUCCCCUGCUCCCCAAGUAUGGCCAUUACACCCCCCCCGACGCUUUGAUGUACGACUGUAGUGAAUGCAGAAUGCUCUCAGCUCUUUAUCUGAAUGUGACAACUGCCCUCCAUUAAUAACAAGUGCAUUUAAACUGAAUCCCGCUGACGUUGAUGGCGGCUUCCUGCUGUUCCUACUGAAGCCUUUUAAGGGCAGAGAUGUCAAAAUAAUGUCAAGCUAGAGAUUGUGACUGAUAUAGCCUAUAGAGAUGUAUAUUUCAGGAGAUACAAAUGUCUAUAUUAUAUUUACAGAUACACCA